AUGUCCCUCCGCCGCCUCCUACCCCUCUCCGCCGCCGUCUCCGGCAACCUCCGCCGCUCCCUCUCCACCGCCGCCUCCUCCUCGCACCCACCAUGGGCCAUCCUUGACUAUUCCUCGCUGGUCGACAGAUCGUCGUCGGCUCCGGGCGCGUGCUUCCGCCCCGUCGCGCCUCCGGGCAUCUCGAGCAUCUCCGCCCCGGCGCACCUCCUCGGCUCCAGGGAACGCCCCGCCCCUUACAGCAACGUCGUACAACUCCUCGGCGGCGACGUUCGCGCGGCCAGCGGCGACGGCCACCUCCUCCUCAACUACUUUGAUGGCCAGGCGGAGGCACCCUGCACCUCCUGGGAUCUAUCGGAGGACAUGGAGAUCCACCGCUUCGUCUGCAACCCUGUCAGCGGCCAGAUGCUCCGCCUGCCGGAUAUCGCUGGCUCGAGGAGUAUCCUUCUGCAGAACCACAUGGGCCUCCUCACCCAAGCCGAUGGCGGGCGCGGGCACGGGCACGGGCCGCUUGACAGGUUCGCCGUGGCCGAGCUCGUCUUCGAUGGCCGCGCCCUUGAGCGCUUUCUCUCGGAUGAAGGGGAGUGGAAGACGGUGUUGAACAGCGUACCAAGCCGGUCGCUUCUCCCGCGCACGAUGCAGGUGAACCAGGAGACGGUUGCCUUCGGCGGCCGGCUGUGGUGGGUCGACUUGACCUUGGGCGUCAUCUCCGUCGACCCGUUCGGCGACCCGCCGGAGAUCUGCGGCAUCCAGCUGCCCGGCGGCAGCGUGCUGCCUGCACGCGCGCAUGCGGAGAGUGGAGAUUUCAGCAAGGCCGAGGAAAAUGUCAAGUUCAUGCUGGAGGUGGCCAAGUACCGCCGCGUUGGGGUCAGUCAGGGGAGGCUGCGGUAUGAUGAGAUCACUCCGGGCGGCCCAUUUCUGCUCAGCUCCUUCGCGCUCGAUGACGACGCCACCUCCUGGAAGCUGGAGCAGCAGGUGGAGCUCAGGCAGGUCUUGGCGGAUGGAGGCUACCAGCUGCAGCACAACUCGCCGGCGCCACAGAUCGCUGUCCUGGACCCGCUCAACGCCGGCACUGUGCAUCUCAAGGUCGGCGAGCACGUCGUCGUCGUGGACAUGCACAAUGGGAAGGUGAUUGGGGCCUCCCCGCUUCAAGACGACUACUUUUCUUUGGUACCAUGUGUGCUUCCACCGUGGCUUGGAGCAAGCCGGAUCCCUACAACAGGUAAUUUAUCACCUGAUUGCUAUUAACCGAUACUGAAAUCUCCUUGCUUUCAGUUGU
This is a messenger RNA of Lolium rigidum, 1276 nucleotides long. RefSeq lists its product as uncharacterized. The coding region runs from base 1 to 1245 and encodes 414 amino acids. The record is from RefSeq and is a predicted model, not a curated record. The transcript has a single exon. Lineage: Eukaryota; Viridiplantae; Streptophyta; Magnoliopsida; Poales; Poaceae.